AUGGGAAGUGGGGCACUCUGCUUAGCUCAAAACGUGGGGCUCCUGGUCUCCGUGGCUGGCUAUGUCUGUUCCCUGGUGACUCUGUGCAUUCCUCAGUGGCUGACUUUCUCCUCGGGUUUACUCCAGAAUGAGAGGUACAUGCUGGGCCUCUGGGAAACGUGUAUGACUCAAGACUUCCGUGGCAGUGUGUGCCAGGGCCACACCGCCCGGCAAAACCUGGCUGCUGAGAUGCGUGUGGCUCGCAUCCUUUUGUGUGUGGCCAGCACCGCUGGUUCGCUCGGGCUCGUGGCCAUCUUCCUGGAACUCACCUGUCUGAGGUACCUGGGCUGCCGAGAACAUUCUUUGGAGAAAAACAGCAAUGUUGUCGGGGGAGCUCUGUUUUUCCUGGCCGGACUCACCACUUUAGCGCCCGUGUCCUACAUCGCCCAUGUCACCGUUCAGAAAUUCUGGGGCUCUGAGCUCCCAACCAACUUGCCCAGUUAUAUCUAUAUGGAUGGCAUCGGGUUGGAGGGUGACAUUCAUAUCAAGUCUUGUCAAGGAUCCAAAUGA
This is a messenger RNA of Ictidomys tridecemlineatus (thirteen-lined ground squirrel), 549 nucleotides long. NCBI's taxonomy places the organism in Eukaryota, Metazoa, Chordata, Mammalia, Rodentia, Sciuridae. The record is from RefSeq and is a predicted model, not a curated record.